Molecule: messenger RNA, 1566 nt
Organism: Ilyonectria robusta
Lineage: Eukaryota; Fungi; Ascomycota; Sordariomycetes; Hypocreales; Nectriaceae
Product: aldehyde dehydrogenase
Exons: 3
Coding region: 1-1566 (521 amino acids)
Molecular function (GO): aldehyde dehydrogenase (NAD+) activity
Source: RefSeq, a predicted model, not a curated record
AUGGCAUCCGACGAAAUGGAGACGUACUUGCUCUGGAUUGCAGGAAAGAAUACGGCUGGGACCGGAGAAAUUAUCUCGGUCGAAGACCCUGCAACGGGAGAAGUAUUCUCACAGUGCCAUACUGCCUCCGAGAAGGAUGCUUCCGACGCGAUCGAGUUGGCGGAAAAGGUCUUUCGGUCCGGUGUAUGGUCCAAGAAACCUCGCCAUGAACGUGCCGACGUCCUGGACAAAGCCGCCGAGCUGCUCACCAAAAACCUCCCUGAUCUAAUUGCGUUGGAAGUUAGACAAACAGGUCGAGCUAUCCGAGAAAUGAAAGCCCAAGUUCCGUCGCUGGUUCGCUGGUUCAAAUACUACGCCGCCGUUCUGCGCACAGAGGAAAGACCUGUCCUUCCCACGACCGGAAAGCUGCACAACUGGCUGGAUCGAAAACCCCUGGGCGUCGUGGUGCAAAUAACACCCUUCAACCAUCCCUUGCUGAUUGCAGUCAAGAAGCUCGCCCCAGCUUUGGCGGCCGGCAAUUGCGUCCUGCUGAAGCCCAGCGAGCUUACACCAUUGACCAGCCUCUUGCUGGGCCGGAUCCUGAAAGACGCAGGACUUCCUGACGGUGUCUUCAAUGUCCUUCCUGGCCUUGGUAUUUCCACUGGCAAGGCGCUGGUGAGCCACCCUAUUGUUCGAAAGGUUGAUGUCACAGGCGGGACAGUCGCCGGGAGGGCGAUUGGGUCUAUCGUUGGCGGUAAUCUUGCGCGAUACACGGCCGAACUCGGUGGCAAAGCGCCCUUGAUUGUCUUUGAGGACGCGGAAAUCGACGCUGCCGUUAACGGAAUUGCAUUCGGUGCCUUUGUUGCAAGCGGACAAACGUGCGUCGCUGCCACGAGAAUCAUCGUCCAGUCCUCCAUCUUCGAAGCGGUCAUCUCGAAGCUUCGCUCCAAGGCCGAGUCCAUCGAGCGUCGUAUGGGAUCGCCCAAAAACCCGCAAUCCGCAAUGGGUCCUCUAAUAUCCGCUCGUCAAUUGGCGAAUGUUGAGUCUCUGGUCGGCGAAGCUCUGGAGAACGGCCAUGCAAAGGCAGUAUCAGGAGGUCGGCGUCUUUCGGGGACCUCAGAACUCGAUGGCACGGAGUUUUCAAAGGGGUACUUUUACCCCCCAACCAUCCUCGAAUUUGUUUCUAGCACCAGUCAUUUGCACACCCGAAUAUGGCGUGAAGAAGCGUUCGGCCCGGUCAUCGUCGUGGUUGCCUUUGACACUGAGCAGCAGGCAAUUGAUCUUGCCAAUGACAGCGAGUUCGGCUUGGGAGCAGCCCUUUGGACCAAGGACCUCAGCCAGGCGUUCCGAGUGUCGGAGGAGAUCGACUCAGGUAUCGUUUGGGUGAACACGCAUCAUCGAAAUGAUCCCAGCAGCCCGUGGGGCGGCGUCACAGGCGCGAGCGGUGUCGGCAGCGAGAACGGGCUGGAUGCUUACAAUGCCUAUACGAUGACGAAGAGCACCAUCAUCAACUAUGCGCCCAACGAGGAGACACUUGCAAACGACGAUUGGUUCAGAGAGGAUGAUAAAGAAGUCAGGUACGGUUAG